UAUAUAACCCAGCAGCGCGCGCGCUUGAAGCAGACGAGAAAUGGUAAGAAUUAUAUUGAUUAUUAAAAACAAACAACGAAUUAAAAAGUUUGAAUUUACUGAGAAAGAAACGAAAUAAAUUUAGAAGUAAAUUUUUUUUGUGUGUUUUUGUUUUUGGAUUUUAAAAAAAAGUGAAUUGAUAGUAUUUUAGAGUUGUCUUUGAAUUUUUAGAAAUAUAAUACGCUUCACGUAAGAUUAAUUUUAAAACAAUUUAACUAGAUCUAGAAAAUAUAAUAUGAAAUUUUUGAAAAAUUCGUUUGUCCUUGACCCGGAAAUGGUUUAACGUAAAACUUCCUCGUUUGAAAAGGGAAACAUUGUACAGUUAUAAAAACAAUUUGUCAAGAACAAGAACUUAAAAAGGGAAACAAGGAACAAGGAAACGGAAGUGACUAUUUUUAGAAACAACUGCCAACAAGAUGUCUACUGUCAAGAAACUGCCUCGCUACGAAUUGUGACACGCGCCAUACACUGUGAUACAAGGACAAACACAUAUUUAUUUAUUUAUUUUGUUAUUUAUUCCAUCAUAUAAAACUUUUUCUACACCUGUUUUUUUAUAUUUUUGAAUUGCCCGGGAAUCUCAAAUUGUGAGGGAGUAGCAAAGAGAAGUUUUUCUUCUCGGCUCUCGUCUGCAAUACUCAGGACUUGUUGACUUCCGUAACUAAGAAAGUCUUAAGAAACUUCUUUCGUCAAAGAGCGUCCUCAAGGAAACACUAGAUCUAAAAACUAUAUCUUAAAGAAAAAAAAAACGAAACGAAAUUUUAAUAUUUAUUUAUUAUUCAAAGUCCAUUCUUCUUGAAAUCAAAGGUGAAAAACAAUAUUUAAUUCUAAUUCCUACGAUAAGCAGCCACCGCUCCACUCAAAAACUUUCUCACAAUGAGGACAUCAACGUUGAUAACUUGCCUGCUGGUUGCAGUUGUGGUCCUUGUGUCUCAAACACAAGCCAAUAAACAAAGCGAGCGCAAGAGACUAGCACAGAUGUACAAUGCACUAAAGUCAUCCUUAAAGAAAAAAGAGCCGAAAAGACAAUGUUCCGGGUUCGCUUGUGUCUACACACAUUUAUCACACACCGGUAAAUCAAAGCAAGCGAAGCUAAGAGAGUAUCUCAGAGCAUGUACAAUGGAUCCCGAUUGUUCCUUAGGUAGAAGACGGCGAAGUAUAGAGUCCAGGUCAGGGUCAAGUCUUUUAUCCAAGUUGCUAUUGCGGCGCGGACCGUCUUAACGCCGGCCCCGCUCACGGCGCCAUCUCAAAAGGUUCUGGGGUCACGUCAAUACCAAUGACGUCUAUGUCGCGGUGCUGUUGCUUUACCACCAAAUAAACAACACCAAGUUAUUCUCUA
Molecule: messenger RNA, 1375 nt
Organism: Biomphalaria glabrata
Lineage: Eukaryota; Metazoa; Mollusca; Gastropoda; Planorbidae
Exons: 4
Coding region: 913-1257 (114 amino acids)
Source: RefSeq, a predicted model, not a curated record